This is a messenger RNA of Mangifera indica (mango), 3056 nucleotides long. RefSeq names its product zinc finger BED domain-containing protein DAYSLEEPER-like. Gene Ontology annotation, molecular function: DNA binding. The coding region runs from base 418 to 2088 and encodes 556 amino acids. The transcript has 2 exons. The record is from RefSeq and is a predicted model, not a curated record. Lineage: Eukaryota; Viridiplantae; Streptophyta; Magnoliopsida; Sapindales; Anacardiaceae.
UUUUAAAUAAAUAUAAGGAUUGAAUUUACGAUCCUAUCCUCGCUCAAUAUAAUUAGAGUCAAAUUUAUCUCCAAUAGAGGCCUGAAACAGAAGGAAGCUCAUAAAGUGGUAGCCCUAGCCCUAGCUCAAUUCUGGUCUGGUCCAUUAGGGUUUUUUUUUUUUUUGAUGCUUUCUCAAAGCUCUAAACCUUCAAGCUCAAGCCCAUUAACUCCGUCUUCUACCUCCAAUUUUCUCCUGUAACCAUAAUUCAAAUUUUUUAUUUGAAUUUUAUUUUUUUUUUCCAAUUUCCCCGAAAUUUUCAGUAUCGAAACCCUAGAUUCGAAUUUUCUGAGCGUUUCUCGGUCUCUUUCUCGCCCUGUUCUCCUUUAGAUCCAUCAAUAAAGUCUUCUUUGCAGGACUAUUCUUUCUUCCAUUUAGAUGGAUUCUCCUAUUGCAGCUGUGAUGCCUACUACUCCUAUUGAUAACAAUGAACCACCUGGUUCAGAAACACAACCUAAUAAGCGUAGGAGAAAGAAGUCUAUUGUGUGGGAAUACUUCACUGUAGAAACUGUUGGAGCUGGAUGUACUAGGGCCUACUGCAAGCAAUGCAAGAAAUCAUUUGCUUACAUUACUGGUUCAAAGCUAGCUGGAACCAGCCACCUCAAACGACAUAUUACCAUGGGAAUAUGUCCUGUAAGCCGCCAGAAAAAUCAACAAUCUCCGUACAUUCCAAAUUCCAAACCAGGGAAUGCCACUGAUCCACCCAAAAGACGCUACAGAUCACCUGCUGGAUUUACUAGCAUCCCUUUCAAUCAGGAUCGGUGCAGCCAUGAUAUUGCUAAGAUGAUCAUUAUGCAUGAUUAUCCCCCCCACAUUGUUGAACAUUCCGGUUUUGUUGAUUUUGUUCAUACUCUUCAACCGCAGUUUAAUGUGGUCAGCUUCAACACCAUCCAAGGGGAUUGUGUGGCAAUGUACCUGAGAGAGAAGCAAAGCCUUCUGAAUUUUAUUAGUGAAAUUCCUGGACGAGUGAACCUUACAUUGGAUUUGUGGAAUUCAAAUCAAACUGUUGGCUAUGCAGUCCUUACAGGGUACUUCAUCGAUGGUGAUUGGAAUUUGCAUCGUCGAAUUCUUAAUGUUGUUAUGGUUCCUUCACCAGAUUCAGAUGUUGCCUUUAAUCAAGCCCUUGUGACUUGCCUAUCUGACUGGCAUCUGAAGAGCAAGUUGCUGACCCUCACACUUGAUUGCUCCUUUUCAAAUGAAACCAUAAAUCGACAUCUCAGAGGCUUCCUUCCUGUCAAGAACCCACUUAUGUUGAAUGGUCAAUUGUUAAUAGGAAAUUGCUAUGCUCGUGUUAUAAGUCGCUUGGCACAAGAUGCAAUAGGAGCAACUGGGGCAGCUGUCAAGAAAAUCCGUGAUAGUGUAAAGUAUGUCAAAACUUCAGAUGCUCAUGAAGAGAAGUUUCUUGAGCUGAAGGAACAACUUCGAGUGCCUAGCACAAAAGAACUGUUCAUUGACGACCAAACUAAAUGGAACACAACUUUCCAUAUGCUGGUGGCUGCUAAUGAGCUAAAGCAAGUAUUUUCCUGUUUAGAAACCUAUGAUCCUGAUUACAAAAUAGCCCCUCCAUCAAUGGAUGAGUGGAAGCAGGUAGAAAUUCUCUGCAUAUACUUGAAGUAUUUCUUUGAUGCAGCUAACAUCUUAACUUCUCCAACAUAUCCAACUGCCAGUGCCUUUUACCAUGAAGUGUCAAAAAUUCAAUUAGAGUUGACACAAGCAGCCAUGAGUGAAGACCCCUUUGUCAGCUACUUGACCAGACCUUUGAAAGAAAAGUUCAAUGAAUAUUGGAGAGAAUGCUUUCUUGUAUUGGCGAUUGCUGUUGUUAUGGAUCCAAGGUUCAAAAUGAAGCUCAUUGAGUUCAGUUUCUCCAGGAUAUAUGGUGAGGAUGCUGAUACCUGGAUCAAGGUUGUUGAUGAUGGCAUUCAUGAACUCUUUGAUGAAUAUCUUCUGCUUGCACUUCCUCCUCCUGAUGCUUUCAUGGAAGAAAUGAAUGAGGUCCUCCCAAAAAAUCAAACUCUUCAAGAACAAAUCCCCGAGAAGACACUCCACUAGAAGAGAUCCCUCAAGAAGGAACCUAUCAGGAAGGGCAUCCUCAAGAAGGUACCUAUCAAGAAGGACACUAUCAAGUAGGAAAUCCUCAAGAAGGACACUAUCAAGUAGGAAAUCCUCAAGAAGGGCACUAUCAAGUGGGAAAUACUCAAGAAGGGACCUACCAAGUAGAAAAUCCUCAAGAUGAGACCUAUCAAGGAGGAAAUACUCAAGAAGGGAUCUAUCAAGAAGGAAAUGCUGAAGAAGGGAUCUAUCAAGAAGGGAUCUAUCAUGAAGGAAAUACUCAAGAAGGAACCUAUCAACAAGGGACCCAUCAAAGACUUCCUGAAGAAUUACCAUCACAUGGCUCUCAAGAUAUGCCACUUAUCACUAUUGGAGACGGGCUUUCCGAUUUUGAAGUCUACAUCUGUGACUAUACAAGUACUCAGCCAUCAAAAUCAGAAUUAGAUCAGUAUCUUGAAGAAUCACUCUUGCCUCGUGCGCAAGAGUUUGAUAUUUUGGAUUGGUGGAAACUAAACCAACAUAAGUAUCCAACUCUUUCCAAGAUGGCUUCUGAUAUUUUGUCAAUACCAUUUUCUACAGUUGCUCCUGAUUCUGUGUUCCACACUACUAGCAAGAGGAUGGAUGCCUACCGGACCUCGUUGCGCCCAGUUACAUUGGAGGCACUUAUCUGUGCCAAGGAUUGGUUCCAGUAUGGAUCAUUAUCAUCCGAGUUCACCAAUUCAAUUGUGAAAAUGGAAUUUUAGGGGUUUAGGUUUUGUUUUCCUCUUACUGGAUAUGAUAGAUGGUUUUGCUCCCAAGGUUUUUAGGUGUUUGGUUGAUAGCAGUUAAUUUUUUUUCCUUUUUCUUUUUCCUGUUGUGAUCUUUGUUAUUAUGAAAUAUCUUUAGUGUAGGAUACAGUUCUGCUACCUAGGAAUUGCUGAUUUGCUGUUGCUGUUGGAUUCAGUGGAUGAAAGCUAGAGUUAAUGCCA